GUCAACAGAGAAGCGAUGGCCGACCGCAAGUUCACGCGACUUAAGGCCAGUUUAUCGGAAACUGCGGCCAAAACUCGGGAAAACGUUUCGCGAGAAUUGCGCCAAUCAUUGGUGACGGAAACGGAGAACGAAUCGAACGAAGAUUUUGACGAAAACUUUGAACUCUUUUUCCAACAAAUCGAAGAAAAUUCGCUUUCGAUUCCAGAAAACGACUUAAAAAUUGACGUCAUUCCGGCGCACGAGACGCGAGCGGUGGACACGAGCGGCGGCUCUGCGUUCGCGCGCACGUGUUGUUCGUAUUUGACGCGCGAGCGAAGAGUUCUUUGCAACGAGAAUUGCUUUCUCUCGUUCUUCAGAGACCGGAAACGACAGCAACUGAUUUGGUCGCAGGAAGUGACGUCACGCGCCGUCAAGAAGGACGCGAAUUGCAUUCAGAUUGACUGCCAUUGCAUAGAGUUGGGCGCCGAUGACGUCAUCGACGACUGGAUCGAAGAGAUGAACGAAAACCGUUUCGACGCAAAGAAAACGCUUCAAAGAAUCCGUUUUCCCGAAAACCCAGAACUCGUGUCGAAGGCCAACAUCUUCGGCGCCUUCGCAGACCUCAGCGCUCGCAAGGGUUCGUUCGCGCGCUUACGGGAGCCGGAAGUGAAGCGCGGUGCGGGCGCGUGCGCAGUGGUGGUCUCUUCGGCGCGCCUGGAAGUGAACGCGAAAACGGAAACGCUUUUCUCCAAGAUUUGUAAACGACUUGUAUCUCGUGACGCGCGUCGAGAAGAGCUCGUGUCACAAACAGCAGCACCGGGAGCCGCUGGGAUGGAGCGCGCGCCCGCUCUAUCGCGCUUCCGCCUCCAAGUGGACGACGGCAAUAGAAACGACUUGUAUCUCGUGACGCGCGUCGAGAAGAGCUCGUGUCACAAACAGCAGCACCGGGAGCCGCUGGGAUGGAGCGCGCGCCCGCUCUAUGGGGGAGAUGGGCAACUGCUGCGCGGCCCCCUUUCCACCCCUCUGUUCCGAUUGGACGCGAACCGCAUUUCCGACGAAUACAUCCAAUCGUGUCUCAACAACCACUCGUUGAUGCGCACGACAAUAGGGGCGCAACUGGUGCUGGAGGUGGACGACGCGGACUGCGCAGCCGCGGCCGUGGAGAGCCUGCAGCCCGACGUGCAGCCCAUCGCGCGCUUCCUGCACGCGCUCUUCGUGUUCCCGCUUUCGCUGAAGUACGACUCGCAGCGCGUGUUCCCCAAAGCGCGAAACAUCGAGUGCGAGCUCCAACUCAGGGAUUCCGACGCCGCCGACGCGCGCCCUCUGGCGGCGCUGCUGUGCGACGACGCGACGACGCUCGGGACGUCGGCGACGACGGCUGUCGCGCGACACAACGCGAACCCAGAGUUCAACGAAGAGUUUUUGGUUUCGCUUCCGAUCGCGAGGAAAGAGAAACUUCACCUAUUGUUCAACUUCUUCCACAUCUCGUGCAAGAAGGAAUGCACGCGCACUCCCGUCGGCCACGCCUGGCUCCCGCUGCGCGGCCACGUGACCAGCCAGCAGGUGGCGCUCUCCGUGUUCGGCUCUCUUCCCGCCGGUUAUCUCUCGUGUCAGGCGCUCGGAUUGGGCAAAGGGCUGUCGAUGCCAGACACGCGCUUUGUGGCCAAGGACGCGUUCAAGGUCGCGCUCAGACUCUGCUCUUCGCUCCAAUCACGUGACCCGAGCCUCGAGGCGGCGUUGGAGACGUUCGCGCGCAUCAACCGCGAAGAGUCCUCUGCCGUCCGAUUGGUCGCUUUGGAGAGCGCGAGGAAACACUUGAAAGCGCUGCUCUCGUGUGACGUCACGGAACUGAUUCGCUUCUCGCCAAUCAUUUUGCAG
Messenger RNA from Medioppia subpectinata, 1857 nucleotides. Lineage: Eukaryota; Metazoa; Arthropoda; Arachnida; Sarcoptiformes; Oppiidae. The record is from the annotation of a GenBank genome assembly.